GUGUCCCUUCAAAGAUGGCCUUGCAUAUAAACCGUGCGUUGAUGGCGACAUAGACCCAACGAACCGACCCGACUCCUCUUUGUCCCGUCUUAACCUUCACCAAGCACCACUUUUGCAAUGACGGUUUCUACGAAGGUCCCCAAGCUCUUCCAACCUCUCAAGGUUGGCCGGAUGGACCUCCAACAUCGCGUCGUUCUUGCUCCUCUGACGCGAGUUCGUAAUCAUGCGAACCAUGUCCCUGGUCCGGAACUUACGACAUAUUACGCUCAACGUGGAAGCACCCCCGGCACGCUCCUCGUCUCCGAGGCAACGUACGUUGCCCCUCAGGCAAAGGGCACGCCUUUUGCGCCAGGCAUUUGGAAUGAGGAACAGAAGGAAGGGUGGAAACAUAUCACCGACGCUGUGCAUGCCAAAGGCUCCUUCAUCUACCUCCAACUCUGGGCACAGGGGCGGACCGCCCACCCACAGGACCUCGCAUCUACAGGGCACGAUCUCGUUGCUCCGAGCGCUAUCCCCUGCGUCGAUAUGACCGGCCAGCUCUCGGCCGUCCCUCGCGCGCUUACGAUCCCCGAAAUCAAGGAAUAUAUACGCCUAUACGGCAUCGCUGCUCAGAACGCUAUCGAGGCCGGAUUUGAUGGUGUCGAGAUCCAUGGUGCGAAUGGCUACCUGCCCGACCAGUUUUUGCAGGACGUCAGCAACACACGCACGGACGAGUACGGCGGGAGUAUCGAGAACAGGGCGAAGUUCGUGCUGGAGGUGGUUGAUUCCAUUACGGAGAAGGUCGGCGCGGAUAGGACUGCUAUCAGAUUGAGCCCUUGGGGCAGGUUCCAGUCGAUGGGCAUGGAAGACCCAGUUCCUACCUUCUCCUACCUCGCCUCGCAGCUCGCUGCCCGUGAACUUUCAUACCUACACGUCAUCGAGCCGCGUGCAGACGAAUCAACGCAAGUAUCAGGCACGAAUGACUUCGUCCGCAAGAUAUGGGGUGACCGACCGUACAUCGCUGCGGGUGGCAACACGCGCGACAUCGCACUGCAGGAAGCCGAAGAGAAGGGCGGCAUGUUCGCGUUUGGAAGGCACUAUAUCUCCAACCCCGACCUUCCUCGUCGCCUGAAGGAGAACAUCCCCCUCACGCCAUAUGACCGCUCGAAGUUCUACAUGAUGGGCAGCCACACGCCAGAGGGGUACACCGACUACCCUUUUACACAGUAGAUUUGUGGAUGUUGUUGAACAAUUAGUUUAUUUUGUAUAUAAUCGCCUUUG
Coniophora puteana RWD-64-598 SS2 is the source of this 1260-nucleotide messenger RNA. RefSeq names its product FMN-linked oxidoreductase. The transcript is spliced from 4 exons. Gene Ontology annotation, molecular function: NADPH dehydrogenase activity; FMN binding. NCBI's taxonomy places the organism in Eukaryota, Fungi, Basidiomycota, Agaricomycetes, Boletales, Coniophoraceae. The record is from RefSeq and is a predicted model, not a curated record. The coding region runs from base 118 to 1209 and encodes 363 amino acids.